AUGAAUAGAAAAAGCAAUACAGUAACAAAAAUGAAUAAUAAUCCGACACAAGCCCAUUCUAAUUCAAUUGAUAUAAUUGAAGAAGAUAUAAAUCAUUCAAAAUCACCCCAACUUAAAACGAAACCUUCAUCUAUUCUUGUAUCUACUCAAUACUAUCAUAUACAAUCAACAAACUUAUCUAAUUCAAUUACAAACAAAAUGGCUCCAAAAGUUGCAAUCAUCAUUUACUCAUUAUACCAUCACAUUGCUCAAUUAGCAGAAGAAGAAAAAAAAGGAAUUGAAGCUGCUGGUGGUCAAGCUGAUAUUUACCAAGUUCCAGAAACUCUUAGUGAUGAUGUUUUGAAAGCUAUGCAUGCUCCUGCUAAACCAGAUUACCCAAUUGCCACUUUGGACACUUUGACUUCUUACGAUGCUUUCCUUUUUGGUAUUCCAACUAGAUUCGGUAACUACCCAGCUCAAUUCAAAGCGUUCUGGGAUGCUACUGGUGGAUUAUGGGCUAAAGGUGCUUUGUACGGUAAGAUUGCUGGUAUUUUUGUUUCUACUGGUACUCAAGGUGGUGGUCAAGAAACUACUGCUGUUAAUGCAUUAUCAGUAUUGGUUCAUCAUGGUAUUAUUUUCGUUCCAUUGGGUUAUGCCAAGGCUUUCCCAUUACAAUCCAACUUGGAAGAGAUCCAUGGUGGUUCUCCAUAUGGUGCUGGUACUUUUGCUGGUGGUGACGGUUCUAGACAACCAACCAACUUGGAAAAGGAAAUUGCUCAAAUUCAAGGUAAGUCAUUCUUUGAAACUGUGGAGAAAUACCACAAGUAG
Molecule: messenger RNA, 807 nt
Organism: Lodderomyces orthopsilosis Co 90-125
Lineage: Eukaryota; Fungi; Ascomycota; Pichiomycetes; Serinales; Debaryomycetaceae
Gene: PST3
Product: flavodoxin-like fold family protein
Exons: 1
Coding region: 1-807 (268 amino acids)
Molecular function (GO): NAD(P)H dehydrogenase (quinone) activity; FMN binding
Source: RefSeq, a predicted model, not a curated record